AUAUUAUAAAUAUGUUAAUAAUACUAUUAUCAUUUAGUAAAAAUUAGAUUGAGUAGUUAAAUUGCUUCACUAAAUAUUAACCUCAUAAUAUUAAAUAAUGACUGAUAUAUUUGAUAAGCAAAAAAAAGAAAGCCUUAAUGGAAUAGACCAAAGUAAGAAAGGAAGCUUUGAUGAACCUAUUGAAGACCUUAUUAUUUACUUAAACUCCCUUUCAGAUUUUUUUACAACAAGUUCAUGCUCAGGUCGCACUAUUGUUUUUACACAAUCAGAAAAUAAGAAGAAAGGUUGUAAAUGGCUUGUCACUUCACAUGGAAAAAUAGAUGCUGUUGAUGUGAUUAACGCAGUUAAUGAAACAGAUGAAAAUGUUACAUUCAAGUUUGAAGCAUUUAUCCUACAUUUACAAUGCAGAAAUCUUGAGCAAGCUCAAAAUAUGUUAGCAAUCGCGCUAGCAUGUGGUUAUAGAAAUUCUGGUCUUGUAAUUGGCAAAAAGAAAAAAAUUAUGCUGGCUGUACGACAAAGUCAUGGUUUAGAAGUUCCACUUGUAUUUAAUGAUAAAGUCAAAGUUUCUAAUGAAUACAUUUAUCAACUUGUUCUUGCUGCAAAUAUAAAAAUGGAUGAGAAUUUUUUACGCAUUAAAAAGUUCUUUGAAAAUUUAAAAGAAGAAUUUGGUUAAAGUUACUACAACUUCAAAAGUAAGCAUGAAAAAUAUUUCGAGAUUGUUUAAUGGCAAAAGCUCUUGUUUGAUUUAAAGACUCGAUCAUUGCAAGGUAGCAAAGAGUGAAAGAUAUUAUUUGUUCAAUACAAGGUAGCAAGAAGGGAAUGAUAAUAUGGAGAUCAAAUAUUUGAAAUUGUAUUGAAAUAAACAAAAAAAUAAAUUACAAUUUAAUGUUUUAAAUCAGAAAUUUUUAUUAUUAGACAAUUUAUGAGAUUUUAUUUUUAAUUUUUGAAAUUUUUUUUGAUCAGUUUUUGUAAAUUAAGAUGUCUUUAAUAUGGUGUUUAAAAAAUUGAAAAUUUAAAAUUUGGCUGAAUUUAUUUUACAUACAUUAAAAAUCUUUGUAUUAUCAUUAUGUUAUUUUAAUCGAAUUGCCUACUAAUUUAUUAAACUUUUGAGUGUUUUACAAUUUGUUUCCAUAUAUUUAUAUCUAUCAACAUGUAAUAUUUUUACAACUGUUGAAUAUAAAGUCCAACAGUUGAUGAUACGGAACAAUAAUUUUGAACAAUUUACUGCUAUUUAAAUGACUUUAGGUCUUUUAACUUUAUUGUUAGAGAAAUUACAACAUAUUCAAAAUAAUGAGUCUAAUAAAUAAUUGAAACACAUGUAUGUAAAAUAAUGAGUCUAAUAAAUAAUUCAAACACA
Messenger RNA from Hydra vulgaris (swiftwater hydra), 1357 nucleotides. Its product is annotated as tRNA wybutosine-synthesizing protein 3 homolog. Lineage: Eukaryota; Metazoa; Cnidaria; Hydrozoa; Anthoathecata; Hydridae. The record is from RefSeq and is a predicted model, not a curated record. Gene Ontology annotation, biological process: mitochondrial respiratory chain complex I assembly. Gene Ontology annotation, cellular component: mitochondrion.